CAGGUGUGAAAAAUAUAAAUAUUCGAAGUUUUAAUAUAAUGGGCCAUCGAAAGACGAUUUUAGUGAAGCAUUAAUAAACAGUAAUUUCUCUUAUAAAUAAUGUGUGACGGAAUAUAAAUAUAUUUACAACCUACGAAAAAAGAUGACGAACAUAGUGCAUUAAAUUAAGACGUUUAGGUGCGCCGUGUUUUAAUUACCAAAUAAUAUCGUGAACGAGCACAAUGUUUCGAAGUAGAAGCUGGUUUGGGGGUGGAUGGGGUCGUCCCAAGAAUCCCCAUUCAUUAGAAAGAUUAAAAUACCUUCAUAACAUACUCUGUAAGAACACAACAGUUUCUGAGAGCAAUCGAGGGAUUUUGGUAGAAUCACUACGUUGUAUCGCAGAGAUUCUGAUUUGGGGUGAUCAAAAUGAUAGCUCAGUAUUUGAUUUUUUCUUGGAGAAGAAUAUGCUGUCAUAUUUCUUGAGAAUAAUGAGACAAAAAUGUGGUGGAUCUUCCUAUGUGUGUGUACAGUUGCUACAAACACUUAACAUUUUGUUUGAAAACAUAAGAAAUGAGACGUCUCUAUAUUAUUUGUUGAGCAAUAAUCAUGUUAAUAGUAUAAUUGUACACAAGUUUGAUGUUUCCGAUGAGGAAGUAAUGGCCUACUACAUUUCCUUUCUAAAGACCCUCAGCUUAAAACUAAAUAAUCACACUAUACACUUUUUCUACAAUGAGCAUACAAAAGAUUUUCCUCUAUACACAGAGGCUAUUAAGUUCUUUAACCAUCCUGAAUCCAUGGUUCGAAUAGCGGUACGGACACUCACAUUGAAUGUGUAUAGAGUGCAAGAUGCAAGCAUGCUAAGGUUCAUAAGAGACAGAACUGCAGCACCAUACUUCAGUAACUUAGUCUGGUUCAUUGGGAAACAUAUUUUGGAGUUGGAUGCCUGUGUCAGAAAUGAUGCUGAGUAUGUGUUUUUCUUCUGCCAUCAAUCUCAACAGAAGUUAGAUGACUUAGUCGCUGAACAUCUAGAUCACUUACAUUACAUCAACGACAUACUCUGCCUCAAUAUACCGGACCUAAAUGAUGUCCUAACAGAGCAUCUACUGCACAAACUGUUAAUACCUCUGUACAUUUACUCCUUGACUGAGUCUAGAAGACCCGUGACGUCAUCACCCUAUAACAGAGAUCAUCUACAGAGUAUAGAGGCGAUAACUCGAAAUCUAGAAGCGAUAUUGACCGGCAAAUCUGCGGAUACGUCCAGAUUAAACUAUCCCAUACAAAGGGUUGAUUCAGAAGACGAAAAACCAUCAGUAUCGUGCGUGGUCGCUCUAUUUUUACUGUCACAAGUAUUUCUUAUAAUAACUCACGGGCCCAUAGUCCAUGCGUUGGCCUGGAUAAUCAUCCAAAGCGACAUGUCAAUUUUCGAAGAUGGAGCCUCGAAGGUUCUAGACGUGUACAUGUUAAACGCGAAAUCCAAUGUCAAAUUGGAGUUCAGUAAGCCACAGAUGAGCUUAGAGAAGGCUCUAGAAAAUACCUCAUGUUCAGAAAGAGAUUAUACUACUCCGGAAUACUCUGGUCCGAAGACCUUUGGUUACGAUACAGACCAGUCGAGUUGUGAUUUAGAUCCAGAGUUGGUUUCCACAUCUCUCCCUUCCACAUCUCAUAUCAGUGAAUCAUCCAGUGUUGCUCAUGACUCCACAGAAGACCUAGUGACUCAAAUCCAUCCGAAGCCAAAAGAAAACAUGCCGGAUUCUCCCCUACCGGACUCCGGAGUCGACUCCAGUUCUUCAAAAACUCUAUCGGAUCUAAAUAAUAUAACUGAUGAAGAGAAACAGAAGUUACUUAAGGUUGUGCCCGGUACGUCGACCGAACGUACUAUGAGCUUAGAGAAUAUGAUAGAAAGUCAAUCGAAGGAUAUUGAGAAGAGGCCGUUCUUAAAGACUGUAUUGGACUCAUUAGAUUGCAGCGAAAACGACUAUAAGGCGUUGUUCGCACUGUGCUUGUUGUAUGCGCUGAUCAACAAUAAAGUUGGCGUAAGUCCAGAGCUCCUAGAAAUACUGCUAAGCUCUGAUGAGUCGAGUGCUAAAGACAAGGAGAGUUCUGAGAGCCAGGACUCGAGCGAAGCCAGCGAGACUCCUAAGAAACGAUACACGGAGAGUUUCAACGAGCUACUCAUAUCCAAGCUAAUAGCUAUCGCUAACCUUUGUUGUAAACCUACGUCAAAAGUCCGUCUAGUGACGUGCGAGCUGAGCAUACGUCUGCUGCGCGCGGCAAUGUGUAGCGGGCGGGCGGUGCGGGCGCGCGACGUCGCCGCGGCGGACGCCUUACGGGCGCGCGCCGCAGCACUCGCCAGAAACUUCUACAAGUGUGACGACAUAUUCCUGGACAUGUUUGAAGACGAGUAUUGCGAGAUGAGCAAGAAGCCGCUGAACGUGGAAUGGCUGUGCAUGGAUGCGGCGAUCCUGCUGCCCCCCACCAAGACACCAAUGUCCGGCAUCGCCUUCGAGAAACGACUGCCUAGCGGAGAGAUGGAGCGUGCACGUCGCGCCAUACGCACGUUCUUCCUCAUCCGCGCGGCGUACCUGGCGCUGGCGGGCAAACCCGAGACGCAGCUGCCACUCACCAACCCCGCGCCGUUCGAGCGAGUUGGCGACGUUUUGGACCUCAACGACUCUGAUCUCAUCUCGUGCGACAUAAUCCAGAAGGACGGGACGUGGCAGCACCGGUUUUUGGCGGUAGACAGCAUCCAGAUCAUAUUGGUGGAGCCUGACAAGCAACGACUGGGGUGGGGCGUCGCUAAAUUGGUUGGAAGUCUGCAGGAUUUAGAGAUCCAAGGUGACAAGGAGGAUCCUCGUUGCCUGCACCUCACAGUACACAAGCCGCGCGCCGGCGCCGCGCCGCGCACCGUUCUACUGCGUGCGAAGUUCAAGUUCGACGAUCACAUCCGCAGCAUGGCGGCUAAACAGCGCCUUACUAAGGGGCGUACGAAGGCGCGUCAGAAGAAGAUGCAGCAGAUCGGGCGGCUGUUGGAGGUGGCGGGGGUUUCGGCGCCGCUCCCCGCGCCCCGUGCCGCGCCGCUCUUCGCCCGCCCCGCGCUGCGUCGGAAAGGUAUAGAUGGCGAUGACGGUGACAGAAGACUGCGGCGGCCGAGCGGGCACGUGCUGAAAGAUGGUGUAGUGGUCUACCGGGAAAGAACUACUAGUAGAGAGAGUAGCGUGUCCCGCAGCAGCGGUUCCCGCGACGGUUCGCCGCGCGCGCGCUCCGAGGAGAUCCCGAUGGAGGACAUCCGCCGGACCUCCGGCCUCGCCGCCGCCAUACCCUCUACUAGCGUGCAGAAGAAUGUACCCAGUUCCUUCCAAAUGAUGAAGAAGAAUUCCUCAGAGGAAACGUCAUUUAUCUCCAGCGACCCGAAGAAACGGAAAGGAAUCGUAGAGACUAUUUGAUAUUAGCUUAAACCAGCAAUAAUUUUAGAAAGAAACUAAAAUGCUCGCAUCGAAAUACCAUCCUAUACAAGUGUAACGAAACAAAGUAAUAAUACAUUAGGAUGCUAGUCCCCUGUAUAGUUCACUGUGAAAGUAGCAGCGCUAAAAGCUUUUUUGUUUGGACAAAUUAAUAACUCUGAGGUGGUUUUUUUUGCCCAUACAAAAAAAUGACUCUUUCA
Molecule: messenger RNA, 3640 nt
Organism: Aricia agestis (brown argus)
Lineage: Eukaryota; Metazoa; Arthropoda; Insecta; Lepidoptera; Lycaenidae
Gene: ema
Product: protein CLEC16A homolog
Exons: 17
Coding region: 222-3422 (1066 amino acids)
Biological process (GO): regulation of autophagosome maturation; endosomal transport; endosome to lysosome transport
Cellular component (GO): late endosome; endolysosome membrane
Source: RefSeq, a predicted model, not a curated record